UUGUUGCCCAGGUGGCAACGCUGCCAUUAAUAAAAUGUAAACAGGCGAAUAAGUUCAAUUGAGAAUUUGCGACUAAAAAUCAUAAAUAAAUAUUUGUGUGUGUGCAUUAAAAAUAAUUUAAAAUGGACAAUUAGCCAGAACGAAUAAACUAAGCGUCAAAUAGGCACGCAGCCUGGUGCUUGCAGCCAACGACGCGACUUCCGCUGUUCAAUAAUUGAGGAGAGCGUCGCCAUGGUGAAGAUAUUGCAGGCCUACAACUUUGCCAGGCAGCAGACGUUUGCUCUCAAUGGCGACAUUCUGGCAGCCACCCUAAUUGGCAACAAUCGCAUCGCCAUCAGCAGCGCCGAGCAGUUCAUUGAGAUCUAUGACAUAGCCGGAAAGCAACAGCAGCAGCAGCAGCAGCAGCCACAAUUGGAGCAGCAGGACAAUGCAAUGCAGGAGGAUCAGACAGCGGCUGGUGGCACGGGAGAUGCAGCUUCGCCAACGCCGACGCCAGCGAUUGAUGAACGCAUGCCCGUCAGGUACACAUUGGCCACGGUCGGCGAGGUGGUGCAGCUAAUCUAUUGCGAGGCUGGCAAAUACCUUCUGACCCUGGAAAAGGAGCAGGCCGGCAGUCCGGUGCACUCGAAUAGCACCAGCAUAAGCUGCACAUCGAGCAGCAAUAGCAACACAGUUUGCUCCGAGGAUGAUACAAAGAUGUUUGUGCGUAUCUAUGCAAACUUUUGGAAGUUUCCCGAUGCCAAGCUGAACGAGCUGCCGAUCACAAUACGCAUCGCCUCGAUGACAACGCCUAAGACGCCGCUGGUGGAGAGCAUUGAUGUGAUUGAGCUGCCGCUGCGCAGUCCGCCAGACCUGGUGCAAAGCUGCCAGACGUCGGGCAACAUCAUUGUGAGCAGCAGGGAUCGCAUCUAUCUGUAUGAGUACACGCAGUGCGUGCACGAGAAUACCCAGCCGAGAUUCUCCUUCAUCGAUUUUCUGCCCUUCAAAUUCUUUGUGCAGCUCAACUUUGUGCCGCUGCGCCUAUGUCUGGCCGAGAACGUCAUCGCCUGCCUCAGUCAUCGCUAUUGUGUGGCCUUCAAGGUGGUGGACGCGCUGGCUAACAAGACGACGACAGCGUCUGCGCCGGCGCACGAGCACAGCUGCCUGGACAACGAUUACGCGGGCGAUGAGCCCCUGUCCGAGUCUCUGAGCUUGGGUAGCAAAGCGAGCGCAGCGGCGGCCAGCAGCACGCAUAGCCAGCAGAGCUGCGAAAGCGACUCACUGCAAUCCUCGAGCAGCGCCAAGCCAGCAUUGGUAAGCGGUCCGGGCUUGGCUGGACGCACGCCUCUCGAUUUCAAUGUGGCACGACUCGUGAACACCGCCUACGGUCGUGAAUUCGAGCCCGAGCUGCAUUCACAGUGGGAUCAGUGCGAGAAUGGUAGCAAUCGCAGCGUCGGCCAGGAAGAUGGCACACAGGAGAUAACCAUAACGCCACAACGGGCCGCGGACAUCAAAAUAAAGCUUAUCAACGAGGCGAAGGCCAUGAAUGUGCGAGGCAUUGGUGCCGGCGGGAACAGUGCGACGGAAGAUGUAUCCGUACAGUACGACAUACGCAAACUGCUGCAGAUAUGCAUGCGGACAUCGGAGCCGCAGUCGCGGGUCUUGGAUAUACUGCGCUGCAUGGACCUAAAGGCCAUAUACCAGCGCAGCAGCGAGCAGCAGCUGGAGGAGGACGACGAGUACGACAUGGGCAACCAGCAGGUGCCCAGUGCUGUCACCACAUUCAAGCAUGCAAAUCGCCGCACGCUCAAAUCCUCGCAGCAUCAGCGCUGUGUGGGCCAUGCGCUGCUCGUGGCCAGCAGUGUGGAUGGCUAUUUGUUUCAGUUCUGCGGCCAGGGCAAGUGGUACAGCGAGAACGAAAAGCCGGUGGCCAGCUAUAGUUUUACGGCGCCCGUGCUGCAGGUGCAUUUAAACGAUUAUGUCGUCUAUGCGGUCACCUCGGAGUCUGUGGAAACGCAUACCUCACGCAUCGGCCACAAGCUGUUUCAUAAUCGUUUCGAGUAUCCGAGCAUUGGCGGUCUGUUUCCGGAGGAGUCCUCGCCAGACGUCAGCUCGGCCAUUGCCGUCAUUGGCCUGGCCGCCUUUAUGCAUGUGCAGUUCGUGUGCGUCAACCGGGAGCAGCUCGUCCUAAUCACAAACACAGCGCUCGAGCAGCACAAGCGUCGCAGCACUGGCGAGGUCGCCGUGGUAGCAGUUAAGCGCAACAUUGCGGCCAGGUUCUUGGCCGAGGCAAAGGCCAAGCACAACAGCUUGCUGAGAAGCAGCAGUGCUGUCCAGUCCUCGGUGGUUAACGAGUGGACGCUGUAUAAUCUGGAGGUGCCCAAGGUGGAGCACAUUGUCGAGGAUCUCGAAGGCAUUGCCGAAUCGUAUCGCAGCGCAAGCAGCUCCAACUUUUAUGAUCUCAUGGAGGAGGCGCAUGUCAUGCUUAGACUCAGCCUCACACUGCAGGGCGAGCGUUUUGGCGUGGACAGGGAACAGGAGUUGCGAAAAAUGUUUAUCGCCAAUUGUCGAAAAUUGGCCGACUUUUCAAUACGCUCCCAUAAACAAGAGGUUUAUUUGCAAGCAACUGGUUUCUACAAGAUGUGCCAGCUGCAAUUGGUGGACAUUUACAACAACUAUAUUCAGGAGUUUAUGGACAGCGAACAGGCUGUGGAAACAGCGCAGCUGGCUGGACUCAUCUAUACCGUUAAACUGUUUCUGCUUGGCCUGGGCACAGAUCGUCUGAGGUCUUCGUUUCUACACCAGACCGUGGCACCGUACUUUACACCCGCCCGGGUGCUACAGCAGGGCUAUAAGCAGGUGCCGCUCUCGCUGGAGUUUCUCAACAUGUUCAUUAAACAUGCUCCUGCGGAUAUACCACAGAUAAUGCUUAGCUCGCCGGUGGUAGCCGAUGCCAUGAGCGGAGAGUUAAUCAACUAUCUGAAAUACUUGACGACGCUCACACCCGAUGAGACUCUUCUGUUGGCUGUAACUGCAUGUCGCAUGUCCAACUAUUUGCUGGCCCAGGAAAUAAUAUCCAAGUGCACGCGUCGCACUUUGGCCGUGGCGCUGAUCAAGCACAAGAACGUGCUCUUCGAUGACAGCACAGUGCUCUAUCAGCGGCGACAGCAACCGGAGCAGCAGCAGUCCCAGCUCACGGCUCGUAAACGUUCCCGUCGCGGCGCCACACAAACGAAGGGCAAGUCUUCAGGUGGCUGCGCAGCGACGCCCACGCUCAGUGCCAUUAUUUCGUUCUCGGAUUUCUGUGAGACCAUUCUGCUGGCCAAUGAGCAGCCCGCACUGAUCGAAGCCAUAAGCGAUGCGUUCAUUCACGCCCUGUGCAUUGAGCAUAGCAUUAAGCUGGAUGUGGUGCUACAGCUGUUCCUCAACUAUAUCGCCUCGCAUAUUGGCCAGAAGGGCUAUCAGACCUCGCAGAAGGUCUUUGUCAACAUAUUGCAAGUGUACUAUUAUGAUCUGUACGAUGUGAGCUCUUCGCUGCAGCCGCAUGAGGUGCGCUCGCAAACGCCGCCUCAGCUGGACGAUGACUACGAUGAUGAAUGCAGCAGCUCGCGAGCACCCUCUCUGCACAGUGAGGCGGAUGUCCAAUCUUUGUCUAGCUCUUGCGCCAGCUCCGCGCCCGAUGAGCGUUCGUUAAGUGGCCGCCAGCAGCGCAUUGUGUACGAUCAGUUGCAGGAUCAACAGGGCGGAUCGCCCUUUCAAAAGCGUAGCUCUAACGCUUCACUUUCGCAGCCGCAACCCGACGACGAUGUGGCUGCCACAAAUCUGAAGGGCCUGAAAAUACUCUUUCGCAUGUAUAUGGGCCGCUUAAAGGCUCUGAGCGAUCUCAUUACCGAUCUGCAAUCCGCCGAUGUCGAACAGCAAAGCGGCCGCGAGGAAUUCUUGAAUCUGCGAAUGGAAUGCAUUGCAUAUAUGGUUGGCAUGGCGCCUAAUUACUGCAGCAAGCCGAGCGUACGCCAGGCGAGCGAACCAAAUCAAUCAAACAAGCUAAUCUUUGUACCAUACAUUCCCGACUAUAAACUGGCCGAGGGCGAGGAAUUUGAACAGCAUAUCAAAGCCUAUAUACGACCCAUACCAUGCUUGCUGGAACGACCCCAAUACUUGAACCGUUUACCACCUUUUGAGCGCAGCGAUUUUAGUUAUCCCAAAAAGGACGAAGGCGAGUUCGAGGUGCGCUUCACAGGCUGGCACAACGAGCUCUUGACGCUGACGCUUAAGAUUCAAAGUCUACUGGCCUCCAGCAAGGUGGAUCGGGAGAUUAUUUCAGAGUUUUUGGCUUUCAUACAGAAAUCGCCCCACUUAAUGGGCAUAGAUAGCUUCUUGGUCAUAAUAUUGCCUAAAAAUUUGGCUAUCAAUUAUAUGUUGAGUUUUUGUCCUGCCUUCCUGUGGCAGUAUGGCAAGUCCUGUGGAUUUACGCCCAAGCAUUGGGAGUCUUUGCUGCGCAAGAUACUUAGCAAGCAGGAAGCGCUGCCCAAUUGGAAGACACAUAUUGCAGAAAUACUCAACAAUCUGGUAGCGGAGCUGAGCUUCGAGGAGCUGCUGCAAUGCUUUCCCAGCGAGGUCAUACAAAACCGUAAUACAGCACAAUACUUUGCCAAGGAAUUUGCCGAAACAUGCGUAUUGUACGAGCACGAACAAUUGGUGUUCCAGACACCCGAACAGCCAGCGGACAGCCGCCAGCAUUUGCCCAUGGACAACAUUGAUGAGGACAAUGUGUUUGAGCUGACAUUGCGUAAGGCUGUGGCCAAACAGCGCAGCAUUGCGCUGCGCUCCAUGAUUGAGUCGACGGGCACUCAGCUGUUCGAUGCCACCAGCAAUCCUAUGUAUAAUCUGUAAACAGUCCGGAUUGCGGUCUAGAUUGUUUGGAUCAUUCCUCUUUUAACUAGUUGAAAACUUAUCAUAUUGCAAAUUCAGAAGAUUGAUUGAUAUUAACUAGAGGUUUAGAACAGAACGUUGUAGUUGCGGUCGACUGUCGCAACUUUAUACUGUAUCAGUUUAUUAAUUUAUAUAUAUAUAUAUAUAGCACUAUAUAUACGUAGUUAUAUGAGUUUAGUUAUGGCAGCCUCUCUAGCGAGGUACUAUUUAUUGAUAUUUUUUGUUAGACACAAACGCAACAUUUCGAUUGGUAUUUAUAAUUGUGGUUUUUAAAAAAAAGAUUUACGACUAACUUUUGUAGGUUGUAUAUUAAAAGUAGGCACUUUUAUGCAGUAUUCGCUAGUAGCACGCCUGAAACCAGUUAAACGGCAGAAAAAUAAAUAAAUGAAAAAUAACAAAAAAGAAAACAAAACAAAACUGUUAUUAAGAAGAAACUCUUGAGUAAAUUGCUUGUUCUCUGGCACUUGCUUUACGUACAUUCUAAGUUCUCAGUUCGAGUAAGCUUUAGUAAUCUUAAAUAUGAUAUUAUUGUAUUUGUACUUUUAGCUAAACAGCCUCUCUAUAUAUUAAACACAUAAACACACAGACACUCCAACAUCAAGUGAUAUUUUUUAAAUUCUUUCAUAAAGUUUAACAAUAAAAGAACAUAAAUUGUAUAAUAAA
This is a messenger RNA of Drosophila virilis, 5574 nucleotides long. RefSeq lists its product as uncharacterized. Gene Ontology annotation, biological process: organelle organization. Lineage: Eukaryota; Metazoa; Arthropoda; Insecta; Diptera; Drosophilidae. Gene Ontology annotation, cellular component: cytoplasm. The record is from RefSeq and is a predicted model, not a curated record.